AUGAGGGGUUUGGGGCUCCAUCUCAUUUUCGUAUGUGGUUUUCUGUUUGCAGGAGCCACAUAUACUUCUACUUGUUUGGGUGAUGGAAAUACCAGUUUCACUAUUUGCUCUGAGAAAGAGAGACUUGCUCUUCUCAAGUUCAAAGACAGCGUUGAAGAUCUCUCUGGAAUGUUGUCAUCAUGGGUUGGCAUUGACUGCUGCAUGUGGGAAGGAAUCCACUGUGAUGGUAUCACUGGGAAGGUAGAAAGCCUUCAUCUCAGAGGAGAUUACUAUGAUUGGGUUGAAGGCUACAACAACUACUUAGUUAGUAAUGAGGUGGACUCUUCUUUGGAAGAUUUGAGGCAUCUCAAAUACUUGGACUUGAGUGGGAAUGAUUUUCAAGGAAGUCGGAUCCCAAAGUUCAUCAGAUCCUUCAAACAACUGAGCUACCUCAAUCUGUCGCAUGCUGGUUUUGAAGGUAUUAUUCCUCCUCACAUUGGAAAUCUUUCUAAUUUAAAGCUUCUUGAUCUCAGUUGGAAUGAAAAGCUGAUGGCAGAUGAUAUGGAAUGGACUUUUGGCCUUUCGUUACUUAAGCAUCUCGAUUUGAGUUUGGUAGAUCUUGGUGGAGCACAAAACAGGGGCAUGUUGUUUUACAUGAUUCCUUCUUUAAAAGAGUUAAGUUUGUCACAUUGUGGACUUUCCAACGCUGAUCUUCGUCCUUCUCUUAAUUCUAGUCGAAUACGUUCCAACAUCAAACACUUGGAUCUUGGCUUCAAUUCUUUCGGAGGUCCACUCCCUGGAUUUUUUCAAAACAUGUCAUCCCUAACAUUUCUGGAUCUUUCAUCUUUUAAUGUCAGUUUGGCAUGGAACUUUGCAAACCUGCUAAGCAUGAUACCUUCUUUAGCAGAGCUGCGUUUGUCAGAUUGUGGCUCGAUAAGACGCAUCUAUCUUCCACUCAUGUUAAUAAUCCUUCACUUCUCACAUAACAUGCUGAGUUCACCGGUUCCUGUUAUACCUAAUCUUGUAGGUCUUUAUAUUUCCCAUAACUGGUUAACCGGUCCUAUUCCUACAUUCCUUGGGAAUCUUUCCAAACUUGAUCUUUCUUUUAAUCAAUUGAAUGGUUCAAUUCCAGAAUUCGUUGGAAAUCUAGCUGCUUUAACACAUUUGGAUCUAAGCGUCAAUUGGUUAACAGGCCCAAUCCCAACAUCUCUAGGAAAACUUGUUUCAUUACAAUUAGUUAGUCUGAAUUCGAAUUUAUUAAAUGGAACUAUUCCAGUUUCAAUCGGCCGAAUUGCUAAACUCCAAACUUUAGAUUUAUCUAACAAUUCUUUAGAAGGAGUAGUUUCUGAAGCCCAUUUUGCUAACCUUUCAAUGUUGAGGUUUUUGGAUGAUUCUUAUAACACCAAGUUGACAUUCAAUGUUUCACGUGACUGGAUCCCUCCAUUCCAGUUGGUAUCUCUUGACCUCAGUUCUUGCAAUAUUGCAAAUGGAUUCCCGCAGCGGCUUCAAAAUCAAAGGAAACUUUAUAAGUUAGUGUUGUCUAAUGCUUCAAUCUUAGGACCUCUGCCCAGAUGGUUGCGGAGGAUGCCCAUCAUACUUCACUUCGAUCUCUCUCAUAAUCAACUGAUCGGACCUUUAACAAACCUUCCCAGUGGGGAAACUUAUGGUGGAAGGACAGAUUUAGUAUUUCUUGAUCUUUCCGAAAAUAGGUUAACUGGUAAAAUUCCCAAGUGUCUUGAAAAUCUGCGUGGGUUGUUUACCAUGAUACUUAGCUCGAAUCGGCUGUCUGGUGUCAUUCCAAGCUCUGUAGCUCUUAAUUUAUUGCGUCGGUUGAAAUUGAAUGACAACAACUUUGUUGGUGAGCUUCCUCGAGAAUUGAGGAAUCUACGAUAUUUAUGUAUCUUAGAUGUGGGUAAUAAUAGAUUGUCUGGAAAUCUACCCGAAUGGGUCAGGAAAGAACUUAGAUAUUUGGCGGUUUUGAGGUUGCACAAAAACAACUUCACCGGAAGAAUUCCUCAGUCAUUUUGCAAAGCUUCAAAUCUUAGAAUUUUGGAUGUUGCAGACAACAACUUAAAGGGAACCAUCCCUCCUUGUCUUGGAGAAUUGAUUGCCAUGGUUAGUGGUAGAAGGUAUCGGCCCUUUGAACAUCCCUCUUUCAACAGUGAUGAGAAUGUACAGCAGGUCAUGAAAGGUGUUGAUAUUGAAUAUACAAGAACUUGGUAUAUGGUUUAUAAUAUGGACCUUUCAAGCAACAGACUUGUUGGAGAAAUACCGGUCGAGCUAACUGCACUUUCAAUGUUGGUGGGCCUCAAUUUGUCUAAUAAUCAUCUCAGUGGGCGUAUUCCAGACACCAUAGGAAACAUGUCAGAGUUAAAUUCUCUUGAUUUAUCUGGAAACGAGUUGACUGGUGUGAUCCCUCCGAGCAUGGCAGAUUUGACUUUUUUGAGUCAUUUGAAUUUGUCACACAACAACUUGUCGGGACGAAUUCCAACAGGAAGCCAACUGCAGACUCUCACUGAUUCAUCGAUAUAUGAAGGGAACAAAGAUCUGUGUGGACCUCCAUUGCCAAAGAAUUGCAUAAAUCCAGGAGAAGACCCAACAACAAUAACAUCCACUAGCGAGAAGAAAGAUGAAGCAGCUGAUGAGAAAACCAAGGUAUGGCUGUUUUACGUGGACAUAAUUUGUGGUUUUGCAACAGGUUUCUGGGGUGUUAUUGGGGUUUUGUUGUUGAAGAGGCAAUGGAGACACAAGGUUUUCAUGUUUGCAGAGGAAAGCAUGGACAAGAUAUAUGUUGCAGUUGUGGUAAAAGUUAACAAGAUCAAAAGAAGAAGAGAAACCGCAUAG
Lactuca saligna is the source of this 2823-nucleotide messenger RNA. The record is from the annotation of a GenBank genome assembly. NCBI's taxonomy places the organism in Eukaryota, Viridiplantae, Streptophyta, Magnoliopsida, Asterales, Asteraceae.